CUCGCCGAGGAAGUACAUCUCGGUGGCGGUCAGCCUCGCCAAGCUGCUCUGCGGGCCUGUUCUGACCAGACUCAAGUCGAGCGACGCCUCGCUCUCGCGCCAGCUGGCCGACAUGCUCACCUCCUACUGCGAGCUGCAGCGCAGCAGCCAGGCCUACCACGUGGAGGCCGUGGAGCGGCUCAUCAUCGGCGACGACGUCCAGAACAAGAUGGUCUCCGUGCUGCAGGUGCCGGAGACGCGCAGCGAGCGGGCCGACGUGCUGGUGCAGCUGUUCUUCGCCGUUCCUCGCCUCGCAACGCAUCAUGGGCCUGGAGUUCCACGACCCGUACAGCUGCAUCGAGUGCGAGAACGGCCUGCUCAUGGUGUUCUCUGAGUACCUGACGUACCAGUUCCUGUGCCUGGGCCAGCACUCCAGCCUCUCGCCGAGGAAGUACAUCUCGGUGGCGGUCAGCCUCGCCAAGCUGCUCUGCGGGCCUGUUCUGACCAGACUCAAGUCGAGCGACGCCUCGCUCUCGCGCCAGCUGGCCGACAUGCUCACCUCCUACUGCGAGCUGCAGCGCAGCAGCCAGGCCUACCACGUGGAGGCCGUGGAGCGGCUCAUCAUCGGCGACGACGUCCAGAACAAGAUGGUCUCCGUGCUGCAGCGGGUGGUGACCGGUCUGCCGUCGGGGCCGCGCGCCCACGCCUUCCUGGCCGUGGACAGCACGCUGGUGAGAGCCUGUACUCGGGCCGCCAGGUGGCCGAACUGUCACCGAGCGUCGUUUCUCCACCUGCUGCUGCUGGUCAACGCCCUGAAGCCCAGCGACGCGCCUACUGACGAUGCCGAAGGCGGCCCGUCCGACGAUGCGGAGGCCGGGCCGCGCCAGCCGACCGCCGCCAUCCGAGAGGUGCUGUGUUUCCUGACGGCCAGCCGCUCGCCGCUCUCGCCCUACCUGGUGUACGUGAUGCACGUCUGGGACGGCAUGGACCUGGUCAUCGUCUGCGACCUGUGCAUGACUGACGUGGCGGGCGGGCUCUGCGAGGCCAUAGAGAGCGUGGCCAGGUGCCACCAGGCGGUGACGCCGGCGCAGCGCAGCCAGAUCUACGGCCACCUCAAGCACGGCCUCACCGUGCUCUUCUCAUACACCAACCAGCUGGGCAGGUCGGCCGAGGUGCGCUCGCUGGUGGGCCGGCUGCGGGCUCAGUGGGGACAGCUGCGCCGGCUGAAGGUGGACGCCGUGCUGUGCGGCGCCGACACGGUGCCGCCUGCCGUCGACCAGGGCCUGGCCACGCUCUCGCGCACGCUGGAGUCGACGUUCGAGGCCGUGUGCCACGCGCUGCCGGAGCGGGCGGCCGUCAGCUCGUCCCAGCUGCUGCGCCUGCUGGAUCAGGCACAAGCUGAACUCGACCACUACAGGAGCUUCCUGUUUGCUCGCGCCGUGAGCAACGCCACGGUCGAGACGCGCUCGCACCUGAGCAUCAGCCGCUAUCUGGACAACUUCCCGGACCUCGUGCACUUCAUCUACGUGGACCGCAGCGCGCACCUGAUGACGGCGCCGUCCACUCGUCCGCCCGACGGCCGACACGACCUCACCGACACAGUGUGGAGCAUGAUCGACCUGGCCAACCGGUACCUGUGCGAGGGCCACAUGAGCAUGAUCUGGCGCGACCAGCACUACAGCUACGGCCACUUCCUCUGGUUCGAGGACGCCAUGGGCAACCCUCAGAAAGCCAAGGAAAGCCCCAAGAGGCUGAAGGCCCUGUACCCGGACCUACAGCCGGGGAUUUUGGUUCGAGAUUACUUCAGCACCCUGAUCUCGGUGUGUUUUCCCGACGCGACGGAGGAGGGCGUGCGCUGCUACCAGCUGUUCCUGGUGCACAAGGGCCCUGUGCAGUCGUCGCGCGUGCUCGAGCAGUCACAGCGGAUCGCCAAGACCGUGUGGGAGGUGUCGGGUGCGGCCGCCACACCGCUGGACCUGCUCUAGGGACGGCCGGGCCCACCAGCGCUUCCCCGCGGACCGCCGUGGGGUCAGCUCUGCGGUCAGGACAGUCGGGCUCCAACAGGCGUGUGACAGGCGGGAAAGGGCCGUUUUGCCGCCGUGGUAAUAACGCUAUCGUCCCAACGGACGGAGGCUGUUACAUGCGCCUGUAACUCGCUGAGAUAAGCUGUUACCAAUAUUUUUGCUUUGAGCUUGUUCUCUUUAUGGACUUUUUUAAUCAGGAUUGGAAGCGAUUCGUGCAAUUCGUCAGUGAUACCUUCCCGCCACUUUUCUUUAAUUUUGAUAGCCAGGGUCGUCUGCUUGUUACGGCGGUUCGGUGUGUCCCUGCCCUGCGGGACUGGUGCAUCUGUUAUUGGUGGCAAAGCUUAGUAUCGACAGGGUAGGAGCGAUUCGGUCGGUGCUAAUAGCAAGUCUACGGAGACAAUUCGGUAUAAGGGGCUCUGGCGGCGCACCGCAAUGCUCGUGCGAAAUGCCGCAAACUAGAAGAUCCCUGCGUCUCAGGGAUGAAAGUACCACCUCUCUUCCGCCCACCAUCACGUGUGGCGGUAGGUACGUUUGCUGGAUAUGCGUAUUGAUUCGUGACAUUUUACCAAUUCCCUGGCUACGUAGUCAUGUGUUUGCCAGUUAUUUAACCUGAGCUUACGCAGGACCAAUGAUAGCGAGGCUGUGGUCGUGUGUGGCCAGCAGCGGUCACUAUGACGACGCGUUUCCGAUGGCGGGCUUGGGUGGCGGAGUACCUCACCCCACCCCUAUCCCCGUCCCUGGGCGGGGUGUCGGGCCGACACACCGGACGCCGCGACCGGUAACGGAGGGGGCGGUGACUGGCUCGAGCGGGAUUUCUGGCCGUCACACCACCGGCGAAGGAUGGGUGGUGCUGGGUCAGCAUGGACGACGUCGGGCGUUGUGAUGCGAUGUGGUUGAACUGACCUGGCGUUUUGAGCGUGUCUUUGACCCGAUGUCAAGACAACCUCCCCCGGCACCGGUCGCUGCAUGACCUAUAGCAGUCGAUGCGCCCUAACCCC
Messenger RNA from Pollicipes pollicipes, 3001 nucleotides. Its product is annotated as Hermansky-Pudlak syndrome 1 protein homolog. The coding region runs from base 303 to 1964 and encodes 553 amino acids. Gene Ontology annotation, molecular function: guanyl-nucleotide exchange factor activity. Gene Ontology annotation, biological process: vesicle-mediated transport. Lineage: Eukaryota; Metazoa; Arthropoda; Thecostraca; Pollicipedomorpha; Pollicipedidae. Gene Ontology annotation, cellular component: BLOC-3 complex. The transcript is spliced from 13 exons. The record is from RefSeq and is a predicted model, not a curated record.